Molecule: messenger RNA, 681 nt
Organism: Elephantulus edwardii (Cape elephant shrew)
Lineage: Eukaryota; Metazoa; Chordata; Mammalia; Macroscelidea; Macroscelididae
Gene: GSTK1
Product: glutathione S-transferase kappa 1
Exons: 8
Coding region: 1-681 (226 amino acids)
Biological process (GO): glutathione metabolic process
Cellular component (GO): peroxisome; mitochondrion
Molecular function (GO): glutathione peroxidase activity; glutathione transferase activity
Source: RefSeq, a predicted model, not a curated record
AUGGGGACCAUGCCGCGGACCCUGGAGCUCUUCUACGACGUGCUGUCCCCCUACUCCUGGCUGGGUUUCGAGAUCCUGUGCCGAUAUCAGCACCUGUGGAAUGUGGACCUGCGGCUGCGCCCAAGCCUCAUUGCGGGGAUCAUGAAGGACAGCGGAAAUAAGCCGCCCGCCCUGCUGCCCCGCAAAAAACAGUACCUGACCCAAGACCUCAUUUACCUCCGUGAACAUCUCCAGAUUCCCAUCCAUUUCCCCAAGGAUUUCCUCUCCGUGAUCCUGGAGAAAGGAAGCCUUUCCGCCAUGCGGUUCCUCACCGCCGUGCAGCUGGAGUGCCCUGAGAUGCUGGAGAAGGUGUCCAGGGAGCUAUGGAUGCGUGUCUGGUCACGGGAUGAAGACAUCACCGAGCCCCAGAGCAUCCUUGCUGCUGCAGAAAAAGCUGGGAUGUCUGCAGAACAGGCCCAAAGGAUUCUGGGGAAGAUCUCGACAUCGGAGGUGAAGAACCAGCUUAAGAAGACAACUGAGGCAGCCUGCAAAUAUGGGGCCUUCGGACUGCCCAUCACCGUGGCCCACGUGAACAACAAGGCUCACAUGCUGUUUGGCUCCGACCGCAUGGAGCUGCUGGCUCACCUGCUUGGAGAGAAGUGGAUGGGCCCUGUGCCCCCGGUCCCCGGAGCCAAGCUGUAG